CAAAUCUUUGAUGUUUGCUUGUGCGAAAAUUCAAUUUUAGUUGCAUUUUGGAACUGAAGUGUGCUUCAACAUGACAGCGGCUAGAUUGAUUCUCUUCUAUGCUGUGGUGGCUGUGCUGGCAGCCAGCUGCUCGGCUGGCUUAUUGGAUCAGCUUAUUCCCAGAAUAACAGCCAAGUAUUACUCCCAAAUGCCUACCAAGGAUGGUUAUCGAUUCGAACAGAAGGAGCCAAAUGGCAGCUCACGCGAGGAGGUUGGCAUCAUAAUGAAUCCAGGCACACCCGACGAACAGUUGGUUGUGAUGGGCACCUACUCCACAUACGAUGAGAAAACUGAUACGGAAAGUAUUACCAUGUACACGGCCGAUAAGGGCGGCUACAAUACACGUUACACACUUAAGAAGCGCAAGCUGAGCGCAAAUGCUCUCAAGUCUCUCGCAAAAGGCUAAGAGUUGAG
Drosophila navojoa is the source of this 453-nucleotide messenger RNA. RefSeq lists its product as uncharacterized. The record is from RefSeq and is a predicted model, not a curated record. NCBI's taxonomy places the organism in Eukaryota, Metazoa, Arthropoda, Insecta, Diptera, Drosophilidae.